This is a messenger RNA of Angiostrongylus costaricensis, 591 nucleotides long. NCBI's taxonomy places the organism in Eukaryota, Metazoa, Nematoda, Chromadorea, Rhabditida, Metastrongylidae. The record is from the annotation of a GenBank genome assembly.
AUGGGCCGAGUAACUGGAUUCCUCGGGAUGUCAAACGUACUGCAGGAAGACUACCGACCCGAUGGAUUGAACAAUCUUGAAUCGGUCGAUGUAUCCUUUAGUGGGUUGCUUCGAGGACAUCUGGUUGAGCGGCUCUUAUCAUCAUGUGAUAGUCUUGUAACUCUGAAGAUGGACGGCUGUGAUCUGAGUUGUGUUUACUUCACGUCUACAUGGUUGCCAAAUCUUCGUGAGUUGUCACUGGUUGGCUGUCAAAUUACCGACUUCGAUUCUUUAAUCGAAUGGGUCAGCAUGGGAUGUGUGCAGCUGCUUGACCUUUCCGCUACCGACAUCACGAUAGAUCACGUGCGGACGCUUAUCGACGCACGACUAAUGUGCCCACCAAUGGUUAUCCGCUUAGUCAGGAGUAUUAUAUUAGCAGUCAACAUACUUGAUUGUCCUUUUGUACGAGUUUCAGAAAGCAGUACGUUUGGUUUGACUACGGCAGGUUCAGGGAUCGAUUUUAAGUUAUGGUGUCCAUUUAUUGCUAUGGAACCGAACCGAAAUCUCUUGGAUUUGGGAGCUGUACUAAGACACAUUUUGAUGUCUGCAUGA